AUGUAUGACAGCUUCAGAGAUGCCAUAAAUCAGAGUCCAUUGAAGAAGAAGAUUUCGAACCUGGAUUACAAUGGGGAGAGUAUGGACGAUGACGCUAUCCACAACAUGAGUUUUGCACGAGGACUUCCACCGCUUCCUCGGUCGUCCGUCGAUCAACCUUCGGAGCUUUAUCAGAUUGUGAUGCGGCACAGCCAGCAUCCACCACUGCUCCAGCCGAGCUCAUGGACCCAGGCCGCCCCAUUCAAGGAGCUGCGGCACCACCGCUCCCCCUCAGACUCCAUCGCCAAUAACUACAGCCCCAGCGCCCGGCACCUGCGCACCUCCAACCUCCUGCGGAGAGCACCAGGGGACUCGGCUGCCUCCUCCACAUUUCCCCCAGACAGUGUCCGAUCUUCUCAGACUGAAAGCAGAUUCAGUGCCCACAGCUCAAGGGGCCCCACCACACACAGCCAGGACCCCACAGUCCCCGACAGUCGACCCAUGACCCCUCGAGAGCAGCUGGACAUCAUGCACAGCCAGGAGCAGAGGGAGUGGAGCAGCCAGACCGAACCCUCGGAGAAAGACCUGGAGAGAUAUGUCUACUACAUCACCAGAGGCGUUCACAGCUCCAUGCUGGCUCCUCCGCCGGCCCAGCAGAUGCACAACAUCCUGGCGCUGGUGCCCGGGCAUCUGCGGGGGACGAGCCGGGAGGUGGAGCAGCUGGAGGAGCAGCUGCAGAAGGAGGUGCACGCGGACUACGACUACAGCCUCCGCAAGAGCAUCGUGGACUAUAUCCUACAGGACUCCUCUGAGCGGGAGCGGGUGUUCAUUUUUAAUGUGCCGCAACCGUUCCCCCAUCGCGUGAUCCGUGGCCCGGUGCCAUGGUCUAGAAGUUUCCAUCAGGUUCACAACUGGCACACACAGCACCUGUUCACAGUCAACCCCAUGAUGUUCCUCCUACAGGACCUCUGGGUCAACAGUUUUGCAUCCCUGCGAUUUGUGUCUCUCCACGACCUGUGCUCUGCGAAUCUGCCACUGCUGCCAGGAGAAUUUGAAGAGCUGGUGCAGAGACGGUGUCAGAUCACCAGAGAGGAGCUGCUGGAGAAGUGGCUCCCGCGCUGUGCGUCCCUGUUCCUGAGCUUCAAGGACAAGUGGCUGAAGCUGGUGCCCCAGAGUAAGUACGUGGUGCCGCUCAGCGCCCAGGAGUUCUUCAGCUGCGUGGGGGCGCUCAUGUCCAUGCAGCUCCGCAGCCUGGUCAUCGCCUCGCUCCACGACCUGCUCAGCUUCCUGUCCCCUUACCAUAAGGGGAAUGACUUUGGAGAGUGCUAUGAUGAGCUGCAGUUCACUCAGGCCCAGAUGCUGCUGGUGAAGCUGAGGGUGGAUGAGCCGCACAUCAUCUUCCAGCCCAGUCUGGACAAGUGCUGGAACAUCAUCCACAAGGCCUUCAUGGAGAUCAUCGAGAGCUCACACAACCUGCCACGGGUGGAGAGUCACCUGUUCCCAGAGAUCCAGGGUCAGAAUCUUACCCUGCGCUCCGUGAGGCCCGAUGAGGCGCUGGUCACAGACCUGAUCCAGCAAGCCAGAGAGAUCUUCAACAGGAACAUAGUGGGACCAAAGAGGUAUUUGGAUGUGUAUAAGAAGUACAACAGUCUGCUGGAUGGUACUGCCAAACAGGACAUCUUGGCCUUCCUGAAGGAGAAACAUUCACUGGAGGGCUUCACAAAGAAGAUCCGCUCCAUCCAGCACGUGUGGGAGGACGUGGCCUCGCUGCGGGUCACCGUGGCCCUGUCUCUCUUCUGCCUGGACGUGGUCAACCUGAACGAGGAGCUGUGCGACCGCGCCCAGCUGCUCAAGGACCGGCUCAUCACACACACGCUGGACGAGAACCGCGCUCUCAACAAGAGCAUCUGCCACCGCUUCGAUGAGAUCGUGGAGACCAUCACCAGUGUUCCCAACACCACGGAGGAGCUGGUGGAGCUCAACCAGUUCUUCAAGCGGGCCAGCGAGGUCACCGUCCACACGCUGCAGGCCGAGAUCGACGAGGCCUCCAACCGCCUCAUUUUCCUCCUGGACUGUGCCACGCUGCCCGCGGAGGACUUGAAGCUGAACAGCAGUGUGUUCCACUGGCCAGAGCAGAUCCAGUGUGUGUUUGAGCUCAGCAAGGGCCGCCAGGCCUCCAGGAGGGAGCAAGCAGAGGAGCACCUGCAGAAGAGGGUGCAGGACUUUGAUCAGAUGCUGCAGAGCAUGUGUAAGGAGGUGGACAGCUUCAAGAAGAAGGACAUGAUGGGCUACGAGGAGAUGAAGAGCAACGUGGACAAACUCAACGAGCUCCAGGCGGCACUCAACUCAGCCUUCACUGAGCUGGAGGACAUUAAUAAAGAGGAGGAGCUGCUGGAGAAGGAGCUGAGUCAGUUCCCUCAGCUACAGGCGGUCAUGAGCGCCAAGCAGCCCUACGACCAGCUCUGGACCACCGCACUCACCUUCCAGAACAACUCAGAAGUGUGGAUGAAGGGCUCGUUCCAGCACCUGAACGCUGAGCAGAUCACCGAGGAGCUGGGCGGCAUGUGGCGCCUCAUGUACAAACUGACCAAGAGCUUUGCCGACCUGCCGGCUCCGCGCCGCGUGGCGGACAGCUUCAAGAUCAAGAUGGACAAGUUCAAGAUGCACCUGCCCCUCCUCAGCACCAUCUGCAACCCCGGCAUGAAGGAGCGCCACUGGGACCAGAUCAGUGGCGUUGUAGGUUUUGAUGUGGUACCAGAGGGAGACACAUCACUGCUCAACAUGGUGGAGCUCGGACUGUCCAAGUUCUCUGACAAGCUGGAAGAGAUUGGCUCAGCUGCCAGUAAAGAGCACUCAUUGGAGAAAGCCAUGGAGAAGAUGAGGAAGGAAUGGGCCGACCUACGAUUCUCAUUCACCGAGUACAGAGACACGGGCACGAGUAUUGUGAGUGCGGUGGAUGAUAUCCAGGUGCUGCUUGAUGAUCACAUCAUAAAGACUCAGACCAUGCGUGGAUCUCCUUUCAUCAAGCCUAUUGAGGCAGACUGCAAGCAAUGGGAGGAGAAGCUGGUGUCCAUGCAGGACAUCCUGGACGCCAUGCUGAGCUGCCAGGCCACCUGGCUCUACCUGGAGCCCAUCUUCAGCUCCGAGGACAUCAUCGCCCAGAUGCCCGAGGAGGGACGCAAGUUUGGCAUCGUGGACAAUUACUGGAAGGACAUCAUUGCUGAAGCGGUCAAGGACACGCGUGUGCUGGUGGCCACCGGUCAGCCCAACAUGCUGUCUCGCCUGCAGGAGUCUAAUCUCUUUCUGGAGGACAUCCAGAAAGGCCUGAACACCUACCUGGAGCAGAAGAGGCUCUUCUUCCCCAGAUUCUUCUUCUUAUCUAAUGACGAGCUGCUGGAGAUUCUGUCGGAGACUAAAGACCCACUGAGAGUGCAGCCUCACCUGAAGAAGUGCUUUGAGGGCAUCGCCAAACUGGACUUCACCCCUGACCUGGAGAUAGUUGGCAUGAUCAGCUCAGAGAAGGAGACUGUGCCUUUCAGUGAGAAGAUCUACCCUGCCCACGCUAAGGUAGGGAUGGUGGAAAAGUGGCUGCACCAGGUUGAGAACAUGAUGUUGAGGAGUGUUAGAGAUGUCAUAAGCAAAGGAGUGGAACAGUACCCCCAGGUGCCCAGGAAUCGUUGGGUGUUGCAGUGGCCAGGCCAGGUGGUCAUCUGUGCGUCCUCCAUUUACUGGACCAGCGAAGUAUCUGAAGCGAUCCGGAACAACACACUACCAGCCUAUGUGGAGAAGAGCAACGCACAGAUCGCUGAGAUUGUGGAGCUGGUGAGAGGGAAGCUGUCAGGUGGAGCCAGACUGACUCUGGGCGCUCUGACUGUCAUUGAUGUCCACGCCCGUGACGUGGUGGCUAAGCUGGCGGAGGACCGCGUCUCCUGCCUGAAUGACUUCCAGUGGAUCUCCCAGCUGCGCUACUACUGGGAGGAGGGAGACGUGCUGCUCAGGAUGAUCACCACCUGCGUCACCUACGGCUACGAGUACCUGGGCAACUCCGCACGCCUGGUCAUCACGCCGCUCACUGACCGAUGCUACAGAACUCUGAUGGGAGCUCUGAAGCUGAAUCUGGGAGGAGCCCCUGAGGGUCCAGCUGGAACAGGCAAAACAGAGACCACCAAAGAUCUGGCCAAAGCCCUCGCCAAACAGUGUGUGGUGUUUAACUGCUCAGAUGGCCUGGACUACAAGGCCAUGAGUAAGUUCUUUAAGGGGCUGGCGCAGUCUGGAGCCUGGGCCUGCUUUGAUGAGUUUAACCGUAUCGAGGUGGAGGUGCUCUCAGUGGUGGCCCAACAGGUGCUGUGCAUCCAGCAGGCCAUAGCGCGCGACCUCAAGCGCUUCCUGUUCGAGGGCACGGAGCUGUCGCUCAACCCCACCUGCUGCGUCUUCAUCACCAUGAACCCCGGCUACGCCGGCCGCGCUGAGCUGCCCGACAACCUCAAGGUUCUGUUCCGUACAGUAGCUAUGAUGGUCCCAGACUACGGGCUGAUUGGAGAGAUCUCCCUGUACUCCGUGGGCUUCAUUCAGUCCAGAAGCCUGGCUCAGAAGAUUGUGGCGACCUACCGGCUGUGCUCGGAGCAGCUCUCCUCUCAGAGUCACUAUGACUACGGGAUGCGCGCGGUGAAAUCGGUCCUGACUGCCGCGGGGAACCUCAAACUUAAGUACCCGGAGGUGGAUGAGAGCGUGCUGCUGCUCAGAGCCCUCAUGGAUGUCAACAUGGCCAAGUUCCUCGCUCAGGAUGUACCCCUCUUCCAGGGUAUCAUCUCAGAUCUGUUUCCUGGAGUGGUUCUGCCUAAGCCUGACUACGAGCUGCUACUGAAGGCUCUGGAGGACAACAUAGCCAAACUUGGUCUACAACCUGUGCCCUGGUUCAUUGGCAAGAUCAUACAGGUGUAUGAGAUGAUGUUGGUAAGACACGGCUUCAUGAUUGUGGGGGAGCCGAUGGGAGGCAAGACUUCAGCAUAUAAGGUCCUGGCAGGAGCACUGAGGGACCUAUUUGAAGCAAAUCAGAUGGAGGAGUUUGCCGUGGACUACCGCAUCAUCAAUCCCAAAGCCAUCACCAUGGGUCAGCUGUACGGCUGCUUCGACCCGGUCAGCCAUGAGUGGUCCGACGGUGUGCUGGCCACCUCCUUCCGUGAGCAGGCCCAAUCCACCUCUGAUGACCGGCAGUGGAUCCUGUUUGACGGGCCCAUCGAUGCUGUCUGGAUUGAGAACAUGAACACUGUGCUGGAUGACAAUAAGAAGCUGUGUCUGAUGAGUGGUGAGAUCAUUCAAAUGAGUGCAAAGAUGAGUUUGAUCUUUGAACCAGCUGAUUUGGAGCAGGCCUCUCCAGCUACUGUCAGCAGGUGUGGUAUGAUUUACAUGGAGCCCCAUCAGCUUGGCUGGACUCCUUUGAGAGACUCCUACAUGGACACACUCCCCAAGAGCCUCAGUGAAGAGCACAUGGAACUGGUGAAAGACCUGUUUGAUUGGCUUCUGCAACCAAGUCUGGACUUCAUUACCCAUGAAUGCCGUUUCCUGGUGCAGACGUCUCCCAUUCACCUUGCCUACAGUCUUAUGCGGCUGUACACAUGCCUAUUGGAUGAGAUUGCGGUGUCUGGUGAGGAUGGGAAGGAGCCCAUGUCCAGCCAACAGAUUACCAUGUGGCUGCAGGGCCUCUUCUUAUUCGCUCUUGUUUGGACUGUGGGCGGGACCAUCAAUGGUGACAGCAGGAAGAAGUUUGAUGUUUUCUUCCGGAACCUGAUCUCUGGCACUGACCCCAAUCACCCACGGCCCAAGAGCGUCAAACUCACCAAGGCCAACGUCUUCCCUGAGAGAGGCGCAGUGUAUGACUACUACUUUCACAAACAAGGGCCUGGACAGUGGAACUCAUGGAUGGACUCAAUUACGAAGGAAGAGAGCACCAUCGCUCCCAAUGCUAAUGUGUCAGACCUGAUCAUCCCCACUAUGGAGACGGCACGUCAGUUCUUUUUCCUGCGCACCUACGUGGCACAUGAGGUGCCCACCCUGUUCGUGGGGCCCACGGGCACGGGCAAGUCCAUCAUCACCGCCAGCUUCCUGAUGAGCCUGCCCAAGGAGAACUACACACCCAACUGCAUCAACUUCUCUGCUCAGACCUCAGCCAAUCAGACACAAGAUAUCAUCAUGUCCAAGCUGGACCGUAGGCGCAAGGGCGUGUUUGGUCCACCUAUGGGGAAGAAGUGUGUCAUUUACGUAGAUGACCUUAACAUGCCAGCAAAGGAGAUCUAUGGGGCACAGCCUCCUAUUGAGAUUCUGAGGCAGCUCAUUGAUCACGCUCACUGGUAUGACAGGAAGGACACAUCUCGACAGGACAUUGUUGACGUGCUGCUCGUCACGGCCAUGGGGCCCCCUGGUGGUGGAAGAAAUGACAUUACAGGUCGUUUCACGCGCCACCUCAAUGUGGUGUCCAUCGACUCAUUUGAUGAUGAGACACUCAGCAAGAUCUUCACAUCAAUCACUGACUGGCACUUUGCCAAAGGGUUCGAUGCUACCUUCUCCAGACUGGGUAAGAUCAUGGUCCAGGCUACCAUGGCAGUGUAUAAAGAUGCGAUAGAUGCCUUCCUGCCAACGCCCUCUAAGUCCCAUUAUAUCUUCAACCUGCGUGACUUCAGCCGAGUCAUCAAAGGAGUGCUGCUCGCUCCAGCCACACACUUGAAGGAGGGUGAUAAGCUGAUCCGUCUCUGGAUCCAUGAGAUAUACCGGGUAUUCUAUGACCGUCUCAUUGACAAUGAAGACAGACUAACCUUCUUCAACAUUGUGAAGGAGAGAACCUCAGACUACUUCAAACAAAGCAUGGACAAGCUCCUGGGUCAUCUGACACUGUCUGGCACAGUGGAGGACGACGACGUCCGCGGCCUGUUCUUCGGCGACUACACCAAGCCCGACUCAGACACACGUGCCUACGACGAGAUCACCGACCUGAAGGAGCUGAUGGCCAUCAUGGAACACUACCUAGACGAGUUCAACAACGUGAGCAAGGCGCCCAUGUCGCUGGUCAUGUUCAAGUUUGCCAUCGAGCACAUCUCGCGUAUCUGCCGCGUCCUCAAGCAGGACAGCGGGCACCUGCUGCUGGUGGGCAUCGGCGGCUCGGGCCGGCAGAGCGCCACCAAGCUGGGCACCUUCAUCAACGACUACGAGCUCUUCCAGAUCGAGCUGACACGGACCUACAGUAUGUCGGACUGGCGCGACGACGUCAAGCGCGUGAUGCUGAAGGCGGGCAUGGAGGGCAAGAGGACCGUGUUCCUGUUCAGCGACGGGCAGGUGAAGGACGAGGCAUUUGUGGAGGACAUCAAUAUGCUGCUGAACACGGGUGACGUGCCUAACAUCUUCGCUGCUGACGAGCGCGCCGACAUCAUUGAGAAGAUGCAGGGCGUGGCGCGUCUGGAGGGCAAGAAGAUCGAUGCCACGCCCCUCUCCAUGUACAACUACUUCAUCGACCGUGUUAAAGCUCACUUGCACAUCGUCCUGGCCAUGAGUCCCAUUGGUGAUGCCUUCCGAAACCGGUUGCGGAUGUUCCCUUCACUGAUCAACUGUUGCACGAUCGACUGGUUCCAGGCCUGGCCAGCAGACGCUCUGGAGAUGGUCGCCAACACAUUCCUAAAGGAUGUGGAACUGGAGGACAACAUCAGAGUAGCUGUGGUGGACAUGUGUAAGACGUUCCAGGAGAGUGUGCGUCACCUAAGUGAGAGGUUCUACUCUCAGCUGCGCCGGCACAACUAUGUGACGCCGACCUCCUACCUGGAGCUCAUCCUCACCUUCAAGGUUCUGCUGGGCUCACGCAGAGACCAAGUGAACACCUUCAGGAACAGAUACCUGGUCGGCCUGGAGAAGUUGGACUUCGCCUCCUCUCAGGUGGCAGUGAUGCAAGAAGAGCUGACUGCAUUGCAGCCUGAGCUGAUAAAGACAUCGGCAGAGACAGACGCCAUGAUGGAGAAGAUUGAGAAGGAGACUGUGGAGGUGGACGCCAAGAAAGAACUGGUGGCUGGAGAUGAAAAAGUAGCCAAUGAUGCAGCAGCGGCUGCCAAGGCCAUUAAAGAUGAGUGUGAGGGGGAUCUGGCUGAAGCCAUGCCUGCUCUGGAGGCUGCCCUCUCAGCUCUGGACACUCUGAAGCCUGCAGACAUCACUGUGGUCAAGUCCAUGACCAAUCCACCCGCUGCCGUCAAACUGGUCAUGGAGUCCAUCUGUGUCAUGAAGGGCAUCAAGCCUGAGAGGAAGCCUGAUCCCGGUGGCUCAGGUAAAAUGAUUGAGGACUUCUGGGGCAACUCCAAGAAGCUCUUGAGUGACCUCCGUUUCCUGGAUAGCCUCAAGGCCUUUGACAAAGACAACAUUCCCCCAGCCAACAUCAAGCGGAUUCGCGAGAAGUUCAUCGACCACCCAGACUUCCAGCCGAACCUCAUCAAGAAUGUGUCAUCCGCAUGCGAAGGGCUCUGCAAAUGGGUGCGCGCCAUGGAAGUGUAUGAGCGCGUGGCCAAGGUGGUGGCACCCAAGAAAGAGCGCCUCCAGGCAGCCGAGUCGGAAUUGGCCAUCCAGAUGGCCACACUGGAGGUGAAGCGGGGCGAGUUGAAGGAAGUGGAGGACCGUCUGCAGGCUCUCAAUGACACCUUCGCGGAGAUGAACCAGAAGAAGAAUGACCUGGAGGACAACAUUGAACUGUGUUCCCAGAAGCUCGUCAGAGCAGAGAAGCUGAUUGGUGGACUAGGCGGGGAGAAGGACCGCUGGACAGAGGCCGCCUUCAACCUGGGCAUCAAGUACACCAACCUCACCGGGGACGUCCUCCUGUCAUCGGGCACGGUGUCCUACUUGGGCGCGUUCACGGUGGACUACCGUGUUGAGUGCCAACAUGCCUGGCAUCGGCUGUGUCAACAGAAGAAAGUGCCCUGCUCUGACGACUUCACCCUUAGCAACACCCUUGGAAACCAAGUGUUGAUUCGACAGUGGCAGAUUGCAGGGUUACCUGUGGACGCAUUCUCAACUGACAAUGGUAUCAUUGUGACAAACUCAAGGCGUUGGCCAGUGAUGAUUGACCCACAAGGCCAGGCCAACAAGUGGGUAAAGAACAUGGAGAAGGCUAAUAAAUUAGCUGUCAUCAAGAUCACAGACCCAACGUAUGUCAGAACCUUGGAAAAUUCCAUCCAGUUUGGCACACCGGUUCUGAUGGAGAACAUUGGGGAGGAGCUGGAUGCUGUUCUGGAGCCAGUUCUCCUGAAACAGACAUUCCGGCAACAGGGUGUUGAGUACAUGAAGAUUGGUGAGAACAUUGUGGAGUACUCCAAAGACUUUCGCUUCUACAUGACCACAGGGCUCAGGAACCCACACUACCUUCCCGAGGUAGCCGUGAAGGUGUGCCUGAUCAACUUCAUGAUCACGCCACUGGGGCUGGAGGACCAGCUGCUGGGCAUCGUGGCGGCCAUGGAGAAGCCCGAGCUGGAGGAGAAGAAGAACCAGCUUAUCCUGGAGGGUGCCGCCAACAACAAGCAGCUUAAGGAGAUUGAGGACAAGAUCCUAGAGGUGCUCUCUUCCUCGGAGGGGAACAUCCUGGAAGACGAGACCGCCAUCAAAGUGCUGUCCUCCUCCAAGAUCCUGUCUGAGGAGAUCUCAGAGAAGCAGAAGGUAGCGAACAUCACAGAGCAGGAGAUCGACGACACCCGCAUGGGCUAUCGGCCAGUGGCCGAACACUCGUCUAUCCUGUUCUUCUGCGUGUCCGACCUGGCCAACAUUGAGCCCAUGUACCAGAACUCGCUCACCUGGUUCAUCAACUUGUACCUGAACUCCAUUGCCCAGAGUGUCCGCAGCGACGACCUGAACAUGCGCAUCGACAACAUCAUCGCCCACUUCACCAACAGCAUCUACAACAAUGUGUGCCGCUCGCUCUUCGAGAAGGACAAGCUGCUUUUCUCGCUGCUGCUGACCGUUGGCAUCAUGAAUGGCCAGGGGCAGGUCGACGACCAAGUCUGGCGCUUCCUGCUAACGGGGGGCAUCGCCCUGGAGAACCCGCACCCCAACCCCGCCCCCGAGUGGCUCUCCGACAAGUCCUGGUCGGAGAUUGUGCGCGCCUCCGAGCUGUGCAACCUGGAGGGCUUGUAUGAGCAUGUGCAGGAAAACGUGGAGAAGUGGAGGCAAAUUUACGAUUCCGGCCGACCCCACGAGGAACAGCUGCCGGACAAUUGGCGUGUGCUGGAGGGCAUGGACCGCCUGGUGGUGCUGCGCUGCUUCAGGCCUGAUAAGCUGGUGCCUGCUAUCCAGGAGUUCAUCGUGGUGAACAUGGGCCGGCCGUAUAUCGAGCCCCCCACUUUUGACCUCGGCGGUAGCUAUGACGACUCAAACUGCUGCUCCCCGCUCAUUUUCAUCCUAUCACCAGGGUCUGAUCCUACUGCUGGUUUACUGAAAUUUGCAGAUGACCUGGGGAUGGGAGGCGGUAAAACCCAGACGAUCUCCCUGGGGCAGGGACAGGGCCCCAUAGCGCAGGUUAUGAUCGAGAAGGCCCUGAAGGAUGGGGGCUGGGUGGUGCUGCAGAACUGCCAUCUGGCCACCAGCUGGAUGCCCGCCCUGGAGAAGAUCUGUGAGGAGGUCAUCGUCCCUGACAACACACAUCCCAGUUUCAGGUUAUGGCUGACCAGCUACCCCUCUGACAAGUUCCCUGUGAGCAUCCUGCAGAACGGGGUGAAGAUGACCAACGAGCCGCCCAAAGGCCUGCGCGCCAACAUCCUGCGCGCUUACAUCAGCGACCCCAUCUCUGACCCCAACUUCUUCCUCAGCUCCAGCAAGCAGGAGGUCUGGCAGAAGCUGCUCUUCGGAAUCUGCUUCUUCCACGCUCUGGUGCAAGAGAGACGAACCUACGGGCCCCUGGGUUGGAAUAUACCAUAUGAGUUUAAUGAGUCAGACCUGAGGAUCACUAUGCGACAGAUCCACAUGUUCCUGGAGGAGUAUGAGGAAGUUCCACUAGAGGCUCUCACCUAUUUAACUGGGGAGUGCAACUAUGGAGGCAGGGUGACUGAUGACAAGGACAGGAGACUGCUGCUCUCCCUGCUGUCCAUCUUCUUCAACACAGAGAUACUCGAGCACGACUGCUACAAGUUGUGUGAGGGAGACCUCUACCAUGUCCCUGUUUAUGGUCCCUAUGAGAGCUACGUCGAUUACAUCCGAAAUCUGCCAAUCAGUGCUGAACCUGGUGUGUUUGGCCUGCAUAGCAAUGCAGAUAUCACCAAGGACAACCAGGAGACUAAUCAGCUGCUGGAGGGAGUUCUGUUGACCCUACCCAGGCAGACAGGAGGUGGGGCCAAGUCACCACAGGACAUUGUGGAUGAGUUGGCAGAGGAUAUUCUCUGCAGGUUACCAGCAGAUUUUGACUUGGAGAUGGUGAUAGAAAAAUAUCCAGUGGUCUACGAGGAAUCGAUGAACACAGUGCUAAGACAGGAACUCAUUCGCUUCAACAGGCUGACCAACGUGGUGCGCAGCACUCUGGUCAACAUCCGCCGGGCUCUCAAGGGCCAGGUGGUGAUGUCGUCGGAGCUGGAGGGCGUGUUCAACAGCAUGAUGGUGGGGCGCGUUCCCGUCGUGUGGGCUGCACGCUCCUACCCCUCCCUCAAACCACUGGGCAGCUACAUCACUGACCUCCUCCAGAGACUCCACUUCCUCCAGGAGUGGAUUGAUAAUGGCCCCCCAAGCGUUUUCUGGGUGUCCGGGUUCUACUUCACUCAGUCCUUCCUCACAGGAGUCUCCCAGAACUACGCACGCAGAUACACCAUCCCCAUUGACUACAUCGGUUUCGAGUUUGAGGUGACCAAAUAUGAGACCAGGGUUAAGGAGAAGCCGUCAGAUGGCGCCUACGUCCGCGGCCUCUUCCUGGAGGGAGCACGCUGGGAUCGCGAAAACAUGGUCAUCGGCGAGUCCCUUCCCAAGAUCCUCUUCGACACUCUGCCCAUCAUCUGGCUCAAGCCGGGAGAGAGCUCCAAAUUCAAGCACGAGAACGUGUACGUGUGUCCGGUGUACAAGACCAGUGCCCGGCGUGGGACUCUGUCCACCACUGGCCACUCCACCAACUACGUGCUGCCCAUCGAGCUCCCUUCUGACCGGCCGCAGAAGCACUGGAUCAACCGGGGGGUGGCCUGCUUGUGCCAGCUGGACGACUGAGGAUCAGAUGUUCACAGACAUACAUAGCACGGACUAAAGUCUAAAAAACACAAUGUCUAUUAAAAACAUUAUCUCAUCA
This is a messenger RNA of Sardina pilchardus (European sardine), 12253 nucleotides long. It is a transcript of the gene dnah3, whose product is annotated as dynein axonemal heavy chain 3. Gene Ontology annotation, biological process: microtubule-based movement. The record is from RefSeq and is a predicted model, not a curated record. Gene Ontology annotation, cellular component: dynein complex. The coding region runs from base 1 to 12174 and encodes 4057 amino acids. The transcript has 61 exons. Gene Ontology annotation, molecular function: dynein intermediate chain binding; ATP hydrolysis activity; ATP binding. NCBI's taxonomy places the organism in Eukaryota, Metazoa, Chordata, Actinopteri, Clupeiformes, Clupeidae.